AUGCGAUCCUACAACGCAACCUCGCCGGCGGAUUGGUCCGCUGCAGGAGCCUGGCACACCGUGCCGUGGUCACCGGUGCACGGUCUCCACGGCGUCGCAGCGGGCGCUACAGGGCCUGGAGCGGGCAAUUCUAGCGGUUCAACCGGGGAUUCGAGGGAUUCUACCGACAUCUCUAGUGCUGCUUUCGGGGGGCACAGCCCUGCAGCUUCGACGACUCCAAGCCAAGACGGCCCGGGAUCACGAUCGGGCACGACGUCCGCCGCGCCGUCAACUCCGACCUCGCCGACGUCUCCCACCUCGUUCACAUCCACGGCGCCGACGGCCACGACAGCCCCGGACCUAGGUCCCAGCCCGAUCGGCUGGCUCAAAUCCGGCAUCCCGUACCUCCCGCCCACCGACGCCCUCCAGCUCCACACCCUCGACGUCUGGGUUCCCAAUCACGAUAACACCAACGUACCGCCAGACCCUCUGUCUCCGUCCUCGCCUUCCGAAGCAGGAGGCACAUGGAUCGUCUACAUCCACGGCGGCGCCUGGCGCGAUCCUUUCAUCACCUCGGCCUCCUUCGCCCCGGCCGCGGGCUAUCUCCUUCACCAUGCUGCUGAGCACGCCGCCGGAAGCGGGGCGCCACCUCCCCUAGCCGGUCUCGUGUCCAUCAACUACCGCCUUUCACCGCACCCCUCGCACCCAGCACCCAGAGACCCUUCACGACAGGCCCGACACCCGGACCAUAUCGCCGACGUGCUCGCGGCGUUGUCAUUUUUAGGACGAGUGUGUAUUAUCAAGGGCGGCGCGGUUAAAACAAACUGGAUCCUCGCCGGCCACUCCUGCGGUGCCACCCUUGCCUUCCAAGCCGUCAUGCACCCAGCCCGCUGGAAGCUUUCUUCCUCGUCUUCUUCCCACGUUCUACCACCCCCACGCGCGCUGGUGGGCUUCAACGGCCUAUACGACCUCGCAGGCUUUGUCGCGGCGCCCCCGCUCGCAUACGCCCACCUGCGCGACGCCUACCGCGAGUUUACCACGGCCGCGUUCGGCGGCGACGAGGACGGCUGGCGGGCAGUGUGCCCUGCGAGUGCGGGGGGUCAGUGGGUGCAGGAAUGGCCGCCAACCAAGAAAUCCGUCGUGCUGGUUCAGUCCCGCGAGGAUAGUCUUGUUCCUUGGGACCAGAUCGAUGCGAUGCACGCCCGGCUCGCUGAUGAGGGGGGUGUUAAUGUCACUGUGGUUGAGUCUGAUGGCGACCAUGACGAUGCGUGGAAAAAGGGGGGGCGGAUGGCGGAUAUUUUGUGGGGGGUUGUGAGUGAGAAGGUUUAG
Messenger RNA from Dichotomopilus funicola, 1308 nucleotides. Its product is annotated as Alpha/Beta hydrolase protein. The transcript is spliced from 3 exons. Lineage: Eukaryota; Fungi; Ascomycota; Sordariomycetes; Sordariales; Chaetomiaceae. Bases 1 to 1308 code for a protein of 435 amino acids. Gene Ontology annotation, molecular function: arylformamidase activity; lipase activity. The record is from RefSeq and is a predicted model, not a curated record.